AUGAAUUUCCCAGUCGACCAUGACCUCGCUCAGCAACACGCCGGUCACUAUCUCAAACGAGACGCAGCCGACCGAAUUCACGACGACGGCUUCAAUGCGCGGCGCACAGGAGUCUCCGCCGCGACGACGACGAUGCCUCACCCGCACCGACCUCUCCUCGAGUCCAAACCCGAUGAGAAACUGUCGGAGAAGCUGCCCGUGUGUCCCACGACAGUCCCUAUCCCCAAACCGCAGAUGCUCCUCCCUUCGAUGAGAGACGUGGCUGUGGAACAGAAGAGACCAAUGCAAUGGAAUACAAAGAAUCUGGGGUUGCGACUGGGCGCAGAUGUUGUCUCUGCCGCCAGCGCUUCCGCCCUGAUCGCGCCCAUCAUCACUGUUAUAGACCGAUCCAUCGUUGAGAAAGCAGCGAAUGGUGCCUCCUUCUCAUCCUGCCUUCUGCGCUCCCUGCAUCCGGCCGUCACCCGUCCACACGCCUUCAUCUUCUCCAGGCCGUUCCUGCUCAUCUUCAGCCUGUAUUUCUCCACCUACACGACGGCCAACGCUGUCGAUACGUUCCAGUCGACCGUGGCGUCAACACCGGCCUCGACGGUUUCUUCGGGCGCGACCAAAUUCAUCGCCACAUCCUCAGUCAACAUGAGCGUGUGCGUGUACAAGGAUUCCCGCUUCGCGAGGAUGUUUGGAGCAGCAGCCUCGUCCUCUUCACCGGCAGCCGCCGCCGUCGUGCCCAAGCUCUCCUACGCCCUCUUCGCCGUGCGGGACUGUCUGACCAUCUUCGCGUCGUUCAACCUCCCGUCCAUCAUAGCGCCGCAACUCGCGAACCUGCCCCCGGAGGUGCGGUCGCGGUUCUCGCGCAUUCUCUCCACGGAGGCGGGCAGGACGAAUACCGCCCAGUUCAUGGCGCCGGCCGCCAUCCAGUUGAUCUCGACCCCGAUUCAUCUGCUGGGGCUGGAUCUGUACAACAGACAGGGCCGAUUGGGGUUUGGCGAGCGAUACUCUCGGGUUGUCAGGGAUUGGGGGAUCAGUGCUUUGGCUCGUAUGGGGAGGAUCAUUCCCGCUUUCGGUGUCGGCGGCGUCGUCAAUGCGAACAUGAGGAGAAAUUUCAUGACCAACAUCGAAAAGCUAUGA
Messenger RNA from Fonsecaea erecta, 1125 nucleotides. RefSeq lists its product as hypothetical. Gene Ontology annotation, cellular component: mitochondrion. The transcript has 4 exons. The coding region runs from base 1 to 1125 and encodes 374 amino acids. The record is from RefSeq and is a predicted model, not a curated record. NCBI's taxonomy places the organism in Eukaryota, Fungi, Ascomycota, Eurotiomycetes, Chaetothyriales, Herpotrichiellaceae.